CGAAAACCAGAGGGACCCUUUCGAGUUCCACCGAGUCGGAAUCUGUCUCUGAAACUGAAACUGUCACAGAAAAAUGAUUCAUCUUCUUCGUUUUUCUUUCGAUUCGAUGUAAUCCGAAGCUCAAUUCGGGCUUUCUUCAACGCUUAGGUUCACGCCAUGCCUUCCUCGACUAAGCUCUUUCACGCGCGCCACUCGUCCUCUUCUCCAUUCUACUCUUGCAGAUCAUCGGUGCUCCUUCUCUGCUCUUGUCUCCUCUUCGGCAUUUCCGGUUUCAUCUUCGGACUGACCUCUUUUUUCACUCCUCGCCUCGGAUAUAGUUGUUCCAACCGUGUGCCGACGACUGUCAAAGUUGUUUGGGACAGAGCGGCCGGUUCUGGUGGUGGUGCUGGAGGAACUGGUAGCGAUGUGAAGCGCUAUAAAGUGAUGGGGUUUGUGGGGAUCCAAACUGGGUUUGCAUCUGCUGGUCGGCGGCGAUCUUUGAGGAAGACAUGGUUGCCUUCUGAUCGGGAAGGGCUUCAACGUUUGGAAGAAGCCACUGGCUUAGCUUUCAGGUUUAUAAUUGGAAAGACAAGUGACAAGGAGAAAAUGUUGGAACUCAAAAAGGAGGUAGCAGAGUACGACGAUUUUGUGCUAUUGGAUAUUGAAGAAGAGUAUAGUAAGCUACCUUAUAAAACGUUAGCAUUCUUUAAAGCUGCAUAUGCACUAUAUGAUUCUGAGUUUUACGUCAAAGCCGAUGAUGAUAUAUAUUUAAGGCCAGAUCGCCUUUCACUUCUACUGGCUAAAGAACGCUCACACCCUCAAACUUACAUUGGCUGCAUGAAAAAAGGCCCAGUUUUCACAGAUCCUAAGUUGAAAUGGUACGAGCCACUGUCUCCUUUGCUUGGGAAUGAGUAUUUUUUUCAUGCCUAUGGUCCAAUAUAUAUCCUUUCUGCGGAUGUUGUUGCAAGCUUGGUUGCUCUUAAAAACAAUAGUUUCCGGAUGUUCAGCAAUGAGGAUGUAACAAUUGGCGCUUGGAUGCUUGCUAUGAAUGUUAAUCACGAGAACGAAAAAGCACUCUGUGAACCAGACUGUACGCCAACAUCUAUUGCAGUAUGGGAUAUUCCCAAGUGUUCAGGACUAUGUAAUCCAGAAAAGAAAUUGCUGGAACUUCACAAUCAAGAAAGCUGUACAAAGAGCCCUACUUCAGCGUCUGAUGAUGAUGCAUGAGAAUCCCCGUUUCUCACGGGAGUCGAGCAGCGCCCGCCAGGGAGUUUUCUGUUAAGUCUCCCAACCAUAUAACGUUAAUUUCACCCCCUUUAAUCUUCUGAACGUGUAUUUUUAGAAAAGAUAUCUAUCUGAUUUGAUUGCAUAUUCUUCCUGGUUCCAGUGGGUGGGUUUAGAAAGAAAGCAAUAGUAUAUGAACAGAUUAGUUCUUUAGGCAUCAUUUCAUUCUUUCAUUCACUUUGCCCACCUUCUGAAACCCAUUUUGUAACUUACUUUCUGUGAAGUAGAUUGAACUUUACCAUUGCAUUUA
Cucurbita maxima (winter squash) is the source of this 1513-nucleotide messenger RNA. RefSeq names its product probable beta-1,3-galactosyltransferase 14. Gene Ontology annotation, molecular function: hexosyltransferase activity. The record is from RefSeq and is a predicted model, not a curated record. Bases 157 to 1206 code for a protein of 349 amino acids. The transcript has 7 exons. Gene Ontology annotation, cellular component: Golgi membrane. NCBI's taxonomy places the organism in Eukaryota, Viridiplantae, Streptophyta, Magnoliopsida, Cucurbitales, Cucurbitaceae.